AUGGGGCGUCCAGCCCGAAUCCUGCCUGGGGUCUUGUAUCCUUUUCGGCACCAGUUAAAACCACUGUCGAGAUCGUCAAGCGCGAUCUGUGAAACUAGGUUCGUCAAGAGAGUUGGUAGAUCAGACUACGGAGAUUCGGUUGACGUGGUCCAAACCAUGUUGUUGGUAUUCUUCAACUGCUGUUUCUUAUUAUUUUUACAUGUUUUCUUGUGUUUAUGUAGAUCUGAGGAGAAAAUUGACCAUUUCGGUCAACUUAAAUCUGAACUUUUUCUUGAAGACAAUACAUUGAGGAAGAUACUUUAUUUAAUUAUGGAACUUAAAGUAGCAACCCAGAAAAACUUUAUUUUGGAGAGGCUUUUCUGGAAAGUCAGUGACCUUUUCUAUUUUCUAGUGAACAAACUCCAUGAGUACUUGCCAGAGUCUGGGGAUAAGAAUGCACUUCAAAAUAAAAGCCAAAGAGCUGAUGAGCUGGUGGAGUGCAUUGAAAUCAUGCAGACUCUGGGACUGAUGUUCAGAGAAACCGAAACUGAGUCAUCACAUCUGAACACAUUGGCAGCUAAACACAGCAUUCCAGGAUUGCACUUCCCUUCCUUCUUGAAACUAGCUACUUUUGCAGCUGGUAUUGUGAAGCAAGUGAUGAAGGGGCUUUCAGCUUCAUUUCAGCUGUUAAGUCCCAGCCAAGCAGUUCUGUUGUACUAGCAGUUUUACAUCCUCAAGAGUCGCCUGCAGUACAGCGAGACUUUAGCUGAGUAUAUUAGGAGAAAUGACAGAGAAGAAUUCAGGUACUGUAUUCACAUGCCAGCCUUGGGAAAAAGGCUCCCACUGGGUUAUCCUAUUACCCAACCUACCACUCAACUUUUUCAUGAAGUUCUGAAAUUGGUUGAACAGAAACAAUGUGUGAAAUGUUAAAAAUUCAGUAUAAAAUGUUAAUCAAAAGUCAACUUAAUAUUUAUGAGAAACAUUUUUUGGUUUAUUUAGUAUCUGGCUAACCCCAUGUCCUAUAAACAAAGAUUGUAUUUCAAUGUUCCAUCAACCCCUUGCUAAGAGAAGUCUUUAAAGUUUUUUAUCUGUCACAGAAAAUAAACUUUAAUACAUUGCCAUAAAGUGGUGCUAAAAACUAGUGUUUCUCUAACACAUAGUUUCUAAAGAUGUAAGAAACUACAAAGGAAACAGAAGUCUGUGGAGAGCAAAUGGAGCAAGUGCAAACUGAUGAGUUCUGUGGGUGUAAUGAUGGGAGUGGCACGGGGCCACGGAAAUACCCAGAGAUAAAUCGUUGUGGGGAGAACCAGCCACAAAGCGGUCAUUAGAGAAAUGCUGAACGGGAUGACACUCUCGUUCUCCGCCUGUAAACAUUCUAGUGACAGAAGUGUUUGUGAAGAAUGAGCAGAACACAGGCAUGAGGAAUGUCAGUCCCUCAUCCAUCAUGGAGGGAGAAGCUUAGACUUUCUUCAACAAAAUUAAAUGCAUUUGCCACUGUGUUUCAGGGGCCUCUGUGCUAAUGUGAGCAGUCAAGUGGAGUCUCUGUGCAAGAACAAUUGUCUAUAAGCACUCCCAACCACU
Phyllostomus discolor (pale spear-nosed bat) is the source of this 1560-nucleotide messenger RNA. It is a transcript of the gene C2H12orf56, whose product is annotated as chromosome 2 C12orf56 homolog. Lineage: Eukaryota; Metazoa; Chordata; Mammalia; Chiroptera; Phyllostomidae. The record is from RefSeq and is a predicted model, not a curated record.